CGCGAGGAUAAUAGCCAAGUGAAUUGAAUGCAAUCAUCCUCUUCAGUCAUCACGAGAUAACGCCCAUGUCCGCAACUCGAAUCAAGAACCUUCAAAGUUAGUGGCGCCACUGAAAUAUUCAUCUCGACGAGGCAGGGAAUCAUGGUCGUGGCAUCGCCAAUGCCAGCUCCAGCAGCCAUUUUCUGCUCGUCCUCUAAUUGCUCGAGACCAACCCUUUGUACCUUAUCGUCUUCUUCUUCUUCGUCUGCUGUCUCAUGCCCCGGCGCUUCCAAAUUCGGUGGCUCCAUAUUGUUUUCGCCUCUGAAUCUGCGCAAGUUCUCGCCGUGGAAUGGGCUGAAGCAUCUUGGCAUUUCGCUGCGGCCUAAAUCUUUAAGAAUGGGUGGGAGGAGCAGGAGUAAGGGCAUGGUUGUGUACGCGUCUCUGUUCGGAGUUGGAGCUCCUGAAGCUUUGGUUAUUGGGGUUGUAGCUCUUUUGGUUUUCGGUCCCAAAGGUCUCGCUGAGGUAGCACGAAAUUUAGGGAAGACUUUGCGAGCAUUUCAACCCACCAUUAGGGAGCUUCAGGAAGUCUCAAGGGAAUUCAAGAGCACACUCGAAAAGGAGAUUGGUCUUGACGAAAUUUCAGAGCAAAACAUGAACAAUUCAAGCAGGACAAGCGCUUCAUCUCCUCCUACGGUCGACCGUGGGAAGGAGCAGGAGACUGUGGUUGACCUUAAUGGUGCUCCUUCCCCCACCAGAGCAUACUCAAGUGAAGAAUACUUGAAGAUUACAGAAGAGCAAUUGAAAGCAUCCGCUGCCCAGCAGCAGGGCCAGACAAUGUCUUCAGAAGAAAGCAAACCCGAACCUCAGCUAGAACAAACCAUAACUUCUGUACCUCCCCCCUCAAAGGCUGAGAAUGGAACAUGAAGAUAUGUGAAACUCCACUUUUUGUGAAGGUUGAGGCAAGACGGCGGAAAGCCAGAAAGAAACCUAGGGUCUGGCGAUAAAGAAGUUUUUCUUAGCUCAUUGUUUUAGAGUGCUAGGCAGCAGUCUGUUGAUACCAACAAGUGCUCAUAAGGGAAUGCGAGUGGGGAAUUUUGUUCUUGGGACUAUCCCAGGUCUCGAGGGAUUGAGAUAUUGUAAGGUUAUCGAUUAGCACGGUGCAAAUUGUAGAGGCAAAGCAGCUUUUAUA
Messenger RNA from Eucalyptus grandis, 1168 nucleotides. Its product is annotated as sec-independent protein translocase protein TATB, chloroplastic. NCBI's taxonomy places the organism in Eukaryota, Viridiplantae, Streptophyta, Magnoliopsida, Myrtales, Myrtaceae. Gene Ontology annotation, cellular component: membrane. The record is from RefSeq and is a predicted model, not a curated record. The transcript is spliced from 6 exons. Gene Ontology annotation, biological process: protein transport by the Tat complex. The coding region runs from base 142 to 903 and encodes 253 amino acids.